Molecule: messenger RNA, 791 nt
Organism: Morus notabilis
Lineage: Eukaryota; Viridiplantae; Streptophyta; Magnoliopsida; Rosales; Moraceae
Product: cyanate hydratase
Exons: 4
Coding region: 73-564 (163 amino acids)
Molecular function (GO): DNA binding; cyanate hydratase activity
Source: RefSeq, a predicted model, not a curated record
UUCUGUAAUAUCUCCCUCUUCUCUUCUCGUGAUAAGCGUUCGGUUCUUCACUGGGACCACUGUCGGUCGGAAAUGGCAGAGAACAAAGCAAUCAUAACCAGUCGUCUACAGUCCGUGAAACAGAAUUCCGGCAAGUCGUACGGUGAGAUAGCGCAGGAAACUGGACUCACCAACGUCUACGUUGCCCAGCUUCUUCGACGCCAAGCUCAGCUCAAGCCCGAGACUGCCCAAAAGCUACGAGCUUCUCUGCCCGACCUGACCGAAGAUCUUAUCCACGAGAUGAUGAAACCUCCGAUGAGAUCCUACGGCCCAAAUUUGAUCCAGGAACCCUGCGUUUACAGGUUGAAUGAAGCGGUUAUGCAUUUUGGUGAGAGCAUCAAGGAAAUUAUCAAUGAGGAGUUUGGUGAUGGCAUCAUGUCGGCAAUAGACUUCUACUGUUCAGUGGACAAAGUCAAAGGUGUGGACGGAAAGGAUCGUGUGGUUGUGACAUUCGAUGGGAAAUAUUUGCCUUAUAGUGAGCAGAAGUCGGAGCACAUGGUUUCAAGGCCUCAAAGAAGUAAGUGAAAAGCUUCAUACUAAAGCGGGAGUUGUGAAGUUCUUGUUUCUGUUUUGGUUUACAGCUUAAUUUUUUUUUUUUUUUUGAUGAAAUGACGUGCAGCUUAGAUUUAUCUACAGUUUGUAUCACCAGGAUUUGUCUUCAAUGUCAAACUCUAGUACUAUUUGGACUGCAUACUGAGAUUGUAUGAAAUUAUGAAAAGUAUGUGAUGUGAACCUCACAAAGAAUUGUGAAA